CCCCAGCCCACAAAUCCCUGCCUUGCUUCUUCCAACCUUCACUCAGCCCCUGCGAUGGCUCUGCAAGAUGUGUGCAAGUGGCAGGCGCCUGACACCCAGAGACCAUCACCUCACCUGCCCCAGUCUGGUGGCUGGGCCGUGCCCCGGGGCUGUGACCCUCAAGCCUUCCUGCAGACCCAUGGCCCCCAGCUGGCCCACGGCACCACCACCCUGGCCUUCCGCUUCCGUCACGGAGUCAUAGCCGCGGCCGACACACGCUCCUCCUGUGGCAGCUACGUGGCAUGUCCAGCCUCACUCAAGGUCAUCCCUGUGCACCGGCACCUCCUGGGUACUACCUCUGGCACCUCGGCCGACUGUGCCACAUGGUAUCGGGUGCUACAGCGGGAGCUCCGGCUUCGGGUACUGAGGGAGGGUCAGCUGCCCAGCGUGGCCAGCGCUGCCAAGCUCUUAUCAGCCAUGAUGUCCCGCUACCGGGGGCUGGAUCUGUGUGUGGCCACUGCCCUGUGCGGCUGGGACUGCUCUGGUCCUGCCCUCUUCUAUGUCUACAGCGAUGGCACCCGCCUGAAGGGGGACAUCUUCUCAGUGGGCUCUGGAUCUCCCUAUGCCUACGGCGUGCUAGACCGUGGCUACCGCUAUGACAUGACCACCCAGGAAGCCUACGCCCUGGCUCGACGCGCUGUGGCCCACGCCACCCACCGGGAUGCCUAUUCAGGGGGCUCUGUAGACCUUUUCCACGUGCGGGAGAGUGGAUGGGAGUAUGUGUCGCGCAACGAUGCCUGUGUGCUGUACACGCAGCUGCAGAAGCUCGGGGAGCCAGAACCAGAAGAGGAGGCCAGCCAGGCCCAUCUUGAGCCUGCCACUACCCACAGAGCUGGAGAAGAUGGAGAACUCUCUGCGGGAGCCGGGGAGGUGACACCAGGAGACUCCAGGAUGUCAGCAGGGACUGAGAUGCUGUGAGAAGCGGCAGGACUUGAGGGGAUCCAGGCCCAGGGAGUGGGUGGGAGAGGGACAGCAGGGGUAGGCCCACUGGGAGCAGCCUCACAGCAUCUGUCUCCAGCCUUGACAAGUUGCCGGCUUCAUUUGUUCCAAGUCUCCAUGCUUUCUGCCUCCCAGGCUAUUGAU
Molecule: messenger RNA, 1122 nt
Organism: Microcebus murinus (gray mouse lemur)
Lineage: Eukaryota; Metazoa; Chordata; Mammalia; Primates; Cheirogaleidae
Source: RefSeq, a predicted model, not a curated record